GGCUGUAAUGUUCUGGGUCCAGAACCUUCACCCAUCAGCCCUAUGUGCUCUGCUUGCUCCCUGACAUGACUCUCUACCAGAGGGCUAGAGAGCAUGGGCUCUGCUACCAUCAAAGUCUUCUCUGCACACCCCUCACUCCUCAGACCUCCCUUCAACCCCUACAGAAACCCUAACAGGAUCCAAGCUCACCUACUGCUGCCCAGUGCCAAGCCAUGACUAUCACCUACACAAACAAAGUAGCCAAUGCCCGCCUCGGUUCGUUCUCGUCCCUCCUCCUUUGCUGGCGAGGCAGCAUCUACAAGCUGCUGUAUGGAGAAUUCCUUGUCUUCAUAUUCCUUUACUAUUCCAUCCGUGGACUCUACAGAAUGGUUCUCUCGAAUGAUCAGCAGCUGUUGUUUGAGAAGCUGGCUCUGUACUGCGACAGCUAUAUUCAGCUCAUCCCUAUAUCCUUCGUUCUGGGUUUCUAUGUUACAUUGGUGGUGAGCCGUUGGUGGAGCCAGUACGAGAACUUGCCGUGGCCCGACCGCCUCAUGAUCCAGGUGUCUAGCUUCGUGGAGGGCAAGGAUGAGGAAGGCCGUUUGCUGCGGCGCACGCUCAUCCGCUACGCCAUCCUGGGCCAAGUGCUCAUCCUGCGCAGCAUCAGCACCUCGGUCUACAAGCGCUUUCCCACUCUUCACCACCUGGUUCUAGCAGGCUUUAUGACCCAUGGGGAACAUAAGCAGUUGCAGAAGUUGGGCCUACCACACAACACAUUCUGGGUGCCCUGGGUGUGGUUUGCCAACCUGUCAAUGAAGGCCUAUCUUGGAGGUCGAAUCCGGGACACCGUCCUGCUCCAGAGCCUGAUGAAUGAGGUGUGCACCUUGCGUACUCAGUGUGGACAGCUGUAUGCCUACGACUGGAUAAGUAUCCCAUUGGUGUACACACAGGUGGUGACAGUGGCAGUAUACAGCUUUUUCCUUGCAUGCUUGAUCGGGAGGCAGUUUCUGAACCCAAACAAGGACUACCCAGGCCAUGAGAUGGAUCUGGUUGUGCCUGUCUUCACAAUCCUGCAAUUCUUAUUCUACAUGGGCUGGCUGAAGGUGGCAGAACAGCUCAUCAACCCCUUCGGGGAGGAUGAUGAUGAUUUUGAGACGAACUGGAUCAUUGACAGAAACCUGCAGGUGUCCCUGUUGUCCGUGGAUGGGAUGCACCAGAACUUGCCUCCCAUGGAACGUGACAUGUACUGGAACGAGGCAGCGCCUCAGCCGCCCUACACAGCUGCUUCUGCCAGGUCUCGCCGGCAUUCCUUCAUGGGCUCCACCUUCAACAUCAGCCUGAAGAAAGAAGACUUAGAGCUUUGGUCAAAAGAGGAAGAUGACACGGAUAAGAAAGAGCAUGGUUAUAGCAGCACCAUAGGAUGCUUUUUAGGACUGCAAUCCAAAAACUACCAUCUUCCCUUGAAAGACUUAAAGACCAAACUAUUCUGUUCUAAGAACCCCUUCCUCGAAGGCCAGUGUAAGGAUGCCAACCAGAAAAACCAGAAAGAUGUCUGGAAAUUUAAGGGUCUGGACUUCUUCAAAAGUGUUCCAAGGUUUAAGAGGACAGGCUUCCAUUGUGGCCCACAGGCACCCAGCAGCUACCCUCCUGAGCAGUCAGCACCCUCCAGUUCAGACACAGGUGAUGGGCCUUCCACAGAUUACCAAGAAAUCUGUCACAUGAAAAAGAAAACUGUCGAGUUUAACUUGAACAUUCCAGAGAGCCCCACAGAACAUCUUCAACAACGCCGUUUGGACCAGCUGUCAACCAAUAUGCAGGCUCUAAUGAAGGAGCAUGCAGAGCCCUAUCCCUACAGGGAUGAAGCUGACACCAAACCUGUUCUCUAUGAGUGAUGCCUCACAGCCUGGCCCUGACUUGCAAGGAUGCCGAGCAGGGCACUGACCCAGUCAAAGGCACACAGCAGCGACACCCAAGAGUAUGUUCCCACGACAGUCUAGCAAGUAACUCAGAACCAAGAGUGCUUAAUAGUCCUGUCUGAAAACACCUGUAUUUUACUCUUUCCCAAACUAAGGAGUUUAAUAAACGUGAAUAUUCUUUUAGGUG
This is a messenger RNA of Mus caroli (Ryukyu mouse), 2079 nucleotides long. It is a transcript of the gene Best1, whose product is annotated as bestrophin 1. Lineage: Eukaryota; Metazoa; Chordata; Mammalia; Rodentia; Muridae. The record is from RefSeq and is a predicted model, not a curated record. Gene Ontology annotation, molecular function: chloride channel activity.